This is a messenger RNA of Nematolebias whitei (Rio pearlfish), 2080 nucleotides long. It is a transcript of the gene ubxn4, whose product is annotated as UBX domain protein 4. The record is from RefSeq and is a predicted model, not a curated record. The transcript has 13 exons. Gene Ontology annotation, molecular function: protein binding. NCBI's taxonomy places the organism in Eukaryota, Metazoa, Chordata, Actinopteri, Cyprinodontiformes, Rivulidae. The coding region runs from base 77 to 1606 and encodes 509 amino acids.
AUUGCGCAUGCGCGGCUCACAUCGGCUGUUAAAGCUGACAGGACACGGACUGAGACGUUAACAAACGUAUUUGGAGAUGUUUUGGUUUCAGGGCUCCAUUCCUGACGCCAUCAGUUCUGCUAAACGGCACAGUUUAAUCUUUGCCGUUGUCAUUGCAGGUGAAGAUGAGCAGUCGGCCCAGCUCAUGUCCAGCUGGGAGGACGAGCGCGUCUCCGAGACGGCGCACAGAUGUUGUGUUGCCAUCAAAGUUGAUGCCAAGAGUGACACGUGCGUGCAGUUCUCCCAGAUCUACCCCGUGGUCUGCAUACCCUCCAGCUUCUUCAUCGGAGACAACGGGAUUCCUCUGGAGGUCGUAGCUGGGUCCGUGUCUCCUGACGAGCUGCUGAAGAGGAUCAACAAAGUCCAGCAGAUGCACAUUCAGGAACAUGGCGGUGCUGGAACGGUACCAGAACCUUGUGGUCCCGUGGAGUCUGCCCCACCUGCUCCAGUCCUAGCCUCAGCUCGUGAAGAGUCCGUCGGGUCAGAAGCUGCAGCCAGCGAGCCUGGAACAGAACCACACAUGGAUAAAGGAUCCAUCUCGAGUUCUGUGGAUGAUGACAAGUUUUCAGCCACUCGGUGUGCUUCAGAUCAGGCCGCUGAGGCUGAAGGAAACCUGGACUCUAAGGUAGAGAGAUUCACAAAGAAACUGGAAGAGAAACGAGAACAAAGGAAGAAAGGAGAAGAGGAGAACGAAAUCACAAAAGAGAUGGAGCGCAGGAAGAUGGGGAAGAACUUACAAGACUUGAAGAAGAAACAGGAAGAGGAGAACAACAAGCGGCUGUUGGAGGAGAGGAACAGAGAGAAGGCAGAGGAGAAGGCAGCCAGGGAGCGUGUCAGGCAGCAGAUCGCCAUGGACCGGGCCGACAGAGCAGCCCGCUACGCCCAAACUCAGGAGGGGGAGAAGGUGGCCAAGCAGGCCCUCCUGCAGUCCAGACAGGCAGAGCAGGAGGUGCAUAAGGAGGCUGUCCUCAGAGAGAGGAGUACCGUUGCAAGGAUACAGUUCCGCCUCCCAGAUGGGACGUCCUUCACCAACCAGUUCUCCCCACAGAGCAGAUUACAGGAGGCCUGGGACUUUGCUGCUGAGAGAGUGGGAAAUCGUUACGGGCACUUCGCUUUAGCGACCAUGUUUCCUCGGCGAGAGUUCACCAACGAAGACCUGAACCAGUCUCUGCUGGACCUGGAACUGACACCGAGUUCUUCCGUCGUGCUCCUGCCACAGUCGAGCCGGCCUGCUAACUCCGUGGUCCGGUCCUCUGGAGGUGGUGUUUGGGCCACACUGGGAACGCUCCUCUACCCUUUGUUAGCUGUGUGGAGGUUCCUCAGCUCCUUCUUUGCAGCCCCGACCUCCUCUGCAGAAACAUCCAGAACCCCUGGGCAGAAUUUCAGCUCCCACACCAGCUCCAGUUCAUCCUCAACCACAAAUAAGAGAGAUAUCCCCUCAAAGCACACUUUGGAGAAUCGGCCGAGGGACUUCAAGAAGGACGGUAAAAUCUGCCGGCUUCGGACUCAGGAUGACAGCGAGGACGACAACAACACCUGGAACGGGAACUCCACCCAACAGAUGUAGCUGACUGAGCAGGACCAGGAGCUCCUGCCUCACCUGGAUCGUUAUCAUGUUUAUCUAACGAGCUUCUAAUGAAUUUAAAGCUGAUGUUUGUGAUUCCUUUUCCACCUGCGGUGGUCAGUCUCUGCACCCAGACUGGACGGUGAGGUUGAGAACUUCUUUUAAAUUUAAUCUGAGUGUCUGUGUUGGUUCUGUCUCCUGGAUCGGGAUCGUAUUGGAGCAUCCUUCAGCUGUUCCAUCAUGGCGCUGCGUUUGGACCUGACAGGAGUUCUGAUGAUUACUCUAGAAUGAAACGGUUCUUUUUAACGUGUCAAAUGUUUGGUAUCGUAGCUGCCAGAGGGCCGUGCGUGUGCUGGUGUUGGAGGUCAAGGCACCAACCUACAACACGCACGUCGGAUGUUUUCUUCAUUAAAGCUGCAUCUGUAGUUUUCUUCAUUCAGCAAUAACAAAUAAAACAUUUUGUUUCCAAAAACCUCA